This is a messenger RNA of Capsella rubella, 1867 nucleotides long. RefSeq names its product mitochondrial import inner membrane translocase subunit TIM44-2. The coding region runs from base 235 to 1656 and encodes 473 amino acids. The transcript is spliced from 14 exons. The record is from RefSeq and is a predicted model, not a curated record. Gene Ontology annotation, molecular function: protein-folding chaperone binding. Gene Ontology annotation, biological process: protein import into mitochondrial matrix. Gene Ontology annotation, cellular component: mitochondrial inner membrane. Lineage: Eukaryota; Viridiplantae; Streptophyta; Magnoliopsida; Brassicales; Brassicaceae.
CUCAAACCUCUCUAGGGCUUUUAACUGUUUUAGGCAAUACACUUCUGGGUUUUUGGUUUGUUUCUCAAGGAAAAAUUUCAACUUUGUUUCUUUUCUUUCCGAUGAUAUAAAGAUAUGUUAUCAAUCUUAAUCUGAUUCUUCUCAUUGCGGGCUGAUUCAAGGGUCGCUUAUAGGGGUCUUUGUCUCUUCAAAAUUUCAUUCUUUUAAUAUCACUACGGUACGAAGGUUGUUGUAAUGGCGAGUAGGAAGCUGAUUCGAGAUUUACUGAUCACAAAGCAGCCUAUUUUUCAGCAAUUGGUGCACCAACGGAGAGUGGGCGCAAGACUAGGGCUUCUUCAGGGAAAUGGGUAUGCGAGUCAUCGCCUGUUUAGUGUUUUCAGUGAGUUCUCUAAGAAGAUUAGAGGGGAAGCUGAUAGCAAUCCUGAAUUUCAAAAAACAGUGAAGGAGCUGAAGGAAAGAGCGCAAGAGUUGAAAAGUGUAAAAGAGGACCUGAAAGUUAGAACCAAACAAACGACUGAGCAGCUGUAUAAGCAAGUUGAUGGAGUCUGGACGGAGGCUGAAUCUGUAGCCAAAAAGGUCUCUUCAAGUGUAAAAGACAAGCUUUCAGCAGCCACGGAAGAGGUCAAGGAGUCAUUCAAGCUUGGAAAGGAGGAGAAUGCAGAGUCUGCAAGUUCAUCAGGCACAGGAACCACUGAAGGUGAAAAACAGCAGCAAUCAGGUACGACGGAGGAGCAACAUACAUUUUUUGGAAAAUUUAAAUCCAGCAUUUCUUCCCCAAUGCUAUCUGAGGCGCUUCACAAGCUGAAGGAAGCCAAACCCCUUGACUUUGCAAAGAAGGGGCUUGACAUUGUAAAGGAUGAAUUGCAUGGAAACCCAUCGAAAAGGAAGCACCUGGAAUAUACCCCUCCGGCGCCAUUUACAGGUGAGAGAAGUACGAGAACAGAGAUGGUGAUUACCUCAACAAAACAGUCCAAGUGGCAGAAAAAAUGGGAAUCGUUAAGACAAAAGAUGCAAGGUUAUCCUGUAUUUAAACGUCUUAGUGGGAUGAGUGAGCCUGUCGUCAACAAGAGCCAAGAGAUUGCAGAAGAUGUGAUGGAAAGAUGGGAAACCAGUGAUAAUCCAAUUGUUCACAAGAUUCAGGACAUAAAUGAGAAGAUCUUUGAAGAAACAGGUUCUGCAGCAACUUACAAAGAGAUACGCCGUCGAGAUCCAUCAUUCUCCUUGCCGGACUUUGCUGCAGAGGUUCAGGAAGCCAUAAGACCAGUCUUGCAUGCAUAUAGUAAGGGAGAUACUGAGACCUUGAAGAAGUAUUGCAGCAACGAAUUGAUUGAACGGUGCACGGCAGAGCACAGAGCUUUCCAGAGUCAUGGUUAUUUUUUCGAUCACAAGCUUCUGCAUAUAUCUGAAGUUGAAAUUCAAGAGACAAAGAUGAUGGGAACUUAUCCAGUAAUCCUCGUCAGGUUCCAAACGCAAGAAAUCUACUGCGUUCGCGACAAGAAUGGAAAAAUCAAAGAAGGAGGCCAGGACACGAUACACAUGGUGUUCUACGACUGGGCAAUGAAACAAGUGGAGGCAUCAGAGUUGGGGGAAGAAGCGAUUUAUCCCAUUUGGAGGCUGAGCGAGAUGAGGAGAGCGGGUAUUCAAGCUCUAAUUUAAAUCUUCACCAUCUUUUUAACUUAUAAGAAGCUAAAGCCUCUCUUUUUGCAAUGUACCCUCAUUUACUCAAAUCUUGUCUACUCUUUGAAAUUUUUUUUUUAAUUUUUUUUUUCUUCUUCUCACGGGAAGGAGUGGCUUCCCAUGUUUCCGGGGAAUAAGUUUUGACAAAAUAUAUAAAUAGAGAUCCCAAGUCAUUUUCAAGUUUAACGAA